Messenger RNA from Nematolebias whitei (Rio pearlfish), 2209 nucleotides. RefSeq names its product protein phosphatase 5, catalytic subunit (gene ppp5c). The transcript has 13 exons. Gene Ontology annotation, cellular component: cytosol; nucleus. The record is from RefSeq and is a predicted model, not a curated record. Gene Ontology annotation, molecular function: protein serine/threonine phosphatase activity; protein binding. Lineage: Eukaryota; Metazoa; Chordata; Actinopteri; Cyprinodontiformes; Rivulidae. The annotation marks the transcript as partial.
AGCGACACGGAGAAGAAGAUGGCGGAGGUAGCUAACGAUGCAGAGCUACUCAAGGAGAAGGCAAAUAAGUACUUCAAAGAAAAAGAUUACGAUAAUGCAAUCAAGUACUACACAGAGGCCCUGGAGCUCAAUCCACAAAAUGCCAUCUACUACAGCAACCGCAGCCUGGCGUACCUGCGCACAGAGUGCUACGGCUACGCCCUGGCAGACGCCACCAAGGCCCUGGAGGUAGACAAAAACUACAUAAAAGGAUAUUACCGCCGUGCCACCUCCAACAUGGCGCUGGGCAAGUUCAAAGCUGCUCUAAAGGAUUAUGAAACGGUAGUAAGAGUUCGACCGAAUGACAAGGAUGCAAGAAUGAAGUAUCAGGAAUGCAACAAGAUCGUGAAACAGAAAGCCUUCGAGAGAGCCAUCGCCAGCGACGAGAAGAAGAAAUCAGUAGUGGACUCUCUGGACAUUGAAAGCAUGACCAUUGAGGACGAAUACGUCGGCCCCAAACUCGAAGACGGGAAGGUCACGCUGCAGUUCAUGACGGAGCUGAUGGAUUGGUUCAGAGAUCAGAAGAAGCUGCACAGGAAGUGCGCUUACCAGAUUUUAGUACAAGUUAAAGAUGUUCUGUCCAAACUACCAAGUCUGGUUGAAGUCACAUUAAAGGAGGCCGAAACGAUAACGAUUUGUGGCGACACCCACGGGCAGUACUACGACCUCCUCAACAUCUUCGAGUUGAACGGUUUACCCUCCGAGACCAGCCCCUACCUCUUCAACGGCGACUUUGUGGACCGCGGUUCUUUCUCUGUCGAGGUCAUCCUCACCCUCUUCGGCUUCAAGCUGCUCUACCCCGACAACUUCCACCUGCUCAGAGGCAACCACGAGACGGACAACAUGAACCAGAUGUACGGCUUCGAAGGGGAGGUCAAAGCCAAGUACACGGCCCAGAUGUUCCAGCUGUUCAGUGAGGUCUUCCAGUGGCUUCCUCUGGCUCAGUGUAUCAACAGCAAAGUUCUGGUUAUGCAUGGAGGACUUUUCAGUGAAGAUGGCGUCACGUUGGAGGACCUCAGGAAGAUCGACAGGAACAGACAGCCUCCAGACUCGGGUCCCAUGUGUGACCUCCUCUGGUCGGACCCACAGCCUCAGAACGGCCGGUCGAUCAGCAAGCGAGGAGUGAGCUGCCAGUUCGGACCCGACGUGACGCAGAGCUUCCUGGAGCAGAACAAGCUGGACUACAUCGUGAGAAGUCAUGAGGUGAAGGCUGAGGGCUACGAGGUCACCCACUCAGGGAAGUGCAUCACCGUGUUCUCAGCACCCAACUACUGUGAUCAGAUGGGAAACAAAGGAGCUUAUAUCCACCUCAGGGGAUCAGACCUCCAGCCAGAAUUUCACCAGUUCACUGCUGUGCCUCAUCCGAAUGUCAAGCCCAUGGCGUACGCCAACACGCUAAUGCAGCUGGGGAUGAUGUAGAGUCCACGCACAUCUGUCGGCGACGCCAACGACCUCCAGACUCGGUCCUCUGGUCUCGAUCCAUCCUCUCCACCUCGGUCCCUGCGGUGCUCGGACGGGUCCCGGCUCCAUCCUCAGCCCACGGGACUCCUCUCCCAAACAAAAUCCAUCUAGUUGUACGCAGAAAAACGUGGUUCUGAUGGGAGAACACGUAGACGAGCCCAGUCCAGUUCUGCUUUUAUUCUUUUUACACUGUAGGUUUCAAAACUGGGAAAAAUCCACAUUUUCUUAGUCUCACGUGUGCCAUCACUGAGAUCAAGAGAUUCAGACCGGGUCUCCUUCAGCCGCUCAAUGUUCGUUUUUUUAAUAUAUUUGAUUUACUCAGCAGAUGGGUUCUAAUAGCUGGUUUGUACCAAAGAUCUGUGAUGAAAAUGAUUGUUCGGUUUUAGCAAAAGGAACUAAACCCAGGCGUCGUGACGUCGGCCUGCAGUUCAGCUGGUUUGUCAGCGUUUCUUCGACCAGCCGACAGUUUUUACCCAACCAGACACGCAACCUGAAAGUUUUAACGAAGACAAAGAUUCUCUGGGUGCGCUCGUAGCGGUGCUGUUUGCCAUCAGCGACGUGUUUUCUGUUCUGCACUGCUGCGGCGCUUCCUGCCGGGGAACGCUGCUCCACCUUUUCAUCUUUUACCGUCACGGUGCCGCCCGCCCGGCAGCUCUUCAGACGCAGUGGCACUCCAGUGUUCAGUACAAAGUCAGACCCAUUAACCCCC